This is a messenger RNA of Effrenium voratum, 6636 nucleotides long. The record is from the annotation of a GenBank genome assembly. NCBI's taxonomy places the organism in Eukaryota, Dinophyceae, Suessiales, Symbiodiniaceae.
AUGCUUAAGUCUACGACCCAAAGAGAAAAAACGGGUGAGGUGGUCCAAGCUUCGCUUGCUGGGCUCGUGAUUCUUGGAACCCGCCUCCGCGUUUCGAACUCUCCGGUCUUGCGCCCAGACUGUGCUAACGAGCCGGACGUCUACGACAGGAACAGUGCGCAGUGCGAGUACUUCUGCGGGGAGGAGGCCCUGUACUGGUGCCUGGACGACGAAGCCGUGCUGUCGCCGGUGCGGCAGUGGUGUGCCUUUGGCACCAUCCAGGCGCAGUCCAGAUGCUACCUCUCCAAGCUGGAGAUCGCCGGCGCGCUCCAACAGUGUAUUUUAGACGACCGAGUGCAUGGCAACGCCAUAAAUGCCGGUCCACAAUGUGGUAACCAGACGCUGACCUGCACCAUGCAGGAUGUGGAAGCGGAGAAUGGCUGCCACCUCACCAAGGACGACUGCUUCACGCGCAUGUGUUGCGCGGAAGCUAUCGAAAAUGGCUUCAUUGAACAGAAUCCAGAGGUCUUGCCGUCGCUGACGGCGCUAUACGACCUGUGCGAGACUCGUAAAACGGAUAAUGACGAGCCCUGCUUCCCAUUCAUGGUGAAGUGCCUCCAGGAGACGCGCGCCGCCAAAGGCGGCUGCUGCUCCUGCGAGCCAGGCUGGGGCGGCUGGCGCUGCCGGUGGCCGCUCUGCUGGCCCAAGUGCGUGCAUGGCACGUGCGUGGCCCCGGACCUGUGCCACUGCGAGCCAGGCUGGAAGGGCGCGGCCUGCGAUCACGCGGUCUGCACGCCCGAGUGCAUCCCUGGGCAAGGCACUUGCGUGCUACCCGACACCUGCGAGUGCUUCUACGGUUGGGGAGGCGCCUCCUGUGAGUUGCCCAUCUCCGAGCCCGCCUGCGUGAACGGGGACGCGGUGGCGCCGGACAUUUGCCGCUGCGCGGAGGGCUGGGGCGGGCGUCUUUGUGACUACCCGCUUUGCCAGAGCUGGCCGUUGCCUUCACCAGAGUGCGUGCACGGCACUUGCAUGAAGCCCUUCGAGUGUGAAUGCGAGCCGGGAUGGAAGCAGUACAAGCCCAUCAACGCGACGGGCUUCGACAUUUUACCGUUCUGGUCGCAGGGCGAGGACAUCUCGCAGGAGACGGCGGGGACAUACGUGAAGGCGGACUCGCGCAUCUCCUUCCUCUCCUUUUGGGAUCGCCAGUACAACUCCUCCAACGCGGCGCAGUGCACAGUGCCAGAGUGCUCCAUCAUUGUAGACCCUCGAUGUGUGGAGUGCGACCCGCCACCAAUGCAGAGGUGCUUGAAGUGCGAGCCGGGCUUUUUCGUGGACACCGACAUCGACCGCUGCGAGCGGUGCUCUAACCGCUUCCCCCACUGCCAGUUGUGCGGCCCCGAGCCCACCGGCCCUGACGGGAAGGUGGUCCUACGCUGCUUGCACUGCGACCCGCUGUACGUCCUCGAGCCCAUGCCUUUUGGAGAGGAGCCUUCCGGCCGUUGCGUGUCAGACGGACCUAUCGAAUUCAGCUCUCCCGUGUACCAUGUCUACAAGGACCAGGGCAAUGUGACGCUGAUCGUCCAGCGCAGCAUCUAUGCGCUCCGCCCGGAGUUCGCGCGGCCCAUCACUGUAGUGGUGCGCACACGGGACGGCACCGCCCACAGCACGAGCCUCAUGUACGGAGGGGAGCUUGCGUCCUUUGAAUUCACCGUGGCCAACAUCACCUUUGAGGUGGAUGAGUCGGUGCAUGUCCCAGGUCCGGAGGCGUGGAACUACAGCACGGCGCUGCGGAUGCGCUUUAUGGACCGAAUUGAGUUGCCAAUCAAGAUUUUCGACGAUGUCUCUUAUCACCCAGAAGUGCGGUACUUCGACGUGGAGCUGGUGGUGCCGCCCGAGCAGCUCGUGGGCCACCAGGGCCCGCUGUUCCCCUUCGUGUCGCAGCGCCAGCAGGAGACCGACCAGGCCUGGAUGAUGCCGCAGAACGUGUACCGUGCGCCACUCCUGGACCGACAGGACGUGCUCAGCACCACACGGGUCUACAUUUGGGACCACAUGGAGGCAACUGCUGCCCAGACGUAUUGCGAAGGCGCUUGUCGCGAUUGGAUCGCGAGGACCAUGGUGGAUGUGCGGCGGACACUCGUCAUCAACGCUCGCACCCACGCCGGCACGGCCAUCACGGUGCCCACGAGCAUCCGGAAGGAGCCGCACUUCAUCAUCAAGUAUUUACCCCGCGGUGAGGGCAACGAGGAGUCUGUGGGCACCAUCACCACUGCCACACCCUCGGGCAAUGCAGGCUCGUACACGGGUCUCUUCAUCCCCACCCUGCCGGGCAUCUACAAGCUGCAGGUGGAGCAGGCGGUACCUGGCAUCUUCGCAGAGUAUUGGUGGCAUCGGAAUAUCCACCGGAAUGCCCCGCAGCAGCCGGACAUCACGCGGAUUGACCACGUGCUGGACUUCUGGUUUCCGGACGUGGCCACGGCCCCUGCCUUUGUGCGCUGGAAGUUCGUUCUGCACUUCGAAUGCAUCCGCACGGCGCGGUGGCCCUACAACUUCGGGCAUGCGCUGGGCGUCAUCGCCUCCCCUGGCUCCACGGUGCGUGCUUUCUUCUGGAACGAUGGCUCGGUGACCAAGCAGGUGCCUGAAGAUGUAGUUCCACAGAAGCGAGAGGAGAUGAUCCGCGAGGACUGCAUGCAAGAUGUGCCUUACUUCAUUUGCAUCGACCUGCUCUUCCAUGACCCGGUGGUGGACCCUUUUGGGUUCUAUGCCUUUGAGAUCGAGUGGAGCACGCCCCAAGCCGAAGACAACGAGCAGAAUCAGCACGCUUCCGUCGAAAUCAUGCUCUACCACCAGAAUGACACAGACUACUGGGGUUGGUGGCCUAUCCAACAGGGCUGCCUGCUCAGCAGCGGUCUGAACAUCCAAGGCAGUCCCUUCGAAGACUUCCAGGCCAUCAGCGGCAGUGCCCGGGCGGAGUAUUCCACAGUGCUGGCCCUGCCCGACGACACGCCGCAGAUGACCGUCAUCGUCGACACCCUUGGGGAGGUGAAAAUUGACUUGAAGGACAUCAUGGGACAGCCAGUGGUGGGAGGCAACAUGAUUGGCAGCCUUAGCGCGCGGCUCUACACUCUGAAGGGAGUCAAGGAGAGGGACCUCCCUGUGGUCUGGGAUCCAACCAGGGGCUUCUACGUCUCCUGGUGGAAACCACUGCCUCCAGAUCCCAUCUACCAGGACGACGUCACCAGCGGCCGCUACUACAGGAGACUUAUCGUGCUCUUGGACGGCAACCAGGUUCUGAACUCGCCUAUGCCAGUGACGAUCCUGCUGGCUGUGUCGGACCCCGAGCAGUCCUUCGUCAUGACAGGCCUCUACACGCCGGCGAGGGCCGGGGAGCCGGUGUGGUUCCAGAUCCGCUCGGCCACCCUGGCGGGGCGCGUGCGGGUCACCGGAGGCGACAGCUACCAGGUGCUCUUCCAGGGCCCGGCGCACGACCCGCUCAGCGGGGAGGAUCGCUUCGACGGCAGCGUCACUGACAACGCGAACGGAACCUACACUGUCAACUUCGAGAUCCAAAGGCCGGGCUACUACAACAUGCAUGUCUACCUGAACAGCGAGGAGAUCGGGCCGUCGCCGUUCCUGGGGGUCCUCAUUUGGGACGACCUCUCGGCUCGCUUGACCUCCGCCUCGGGCCCAGGUAUCAGCCCGAGCAACCGUGUUCCUGGCAGCCCUGCGCGGAUCAUCGCAGGCAUCAACACCACCUUCGAGAUCAGUGCGAAGGACUCCUACGACGUGCAGUACUUCAAGGGCGGGGGAGAGUUUCGGCUGGCGGUGCCCGUGAUGCACCAGGGACCAGCGGCAAACGUCACCUUCGACAGCGGCCACACUGCACCCAUGGACUACCUGACGCUCACGGACAACGAUGACGGCAGCUACACCGUGGAGUACCAACUCUGCCGGGCCGGCCUCACGUCCAUGAGCAUCGAGAUCCACACGCCACAGGGCAUUGGGUCCCCCCCGAUGUGGCUGCCCAUCUCCGACAGCCCCUACCUGGUGGAGGUGCUGCGGGGCGAGCUGCUGGCCGAAACCUCCCGCGUGCACCCUCCGGAGCACCAGACGCGUAGCGGAGUGCCGACCUCCAUGCGGGUGGAUUUGCGAGACGCGUGCGGCAACAAUGCUGACGACGACGCCAUGCAAAGCCUGGACUUCUCGUUGGAGCGCAUAGCCGAUGAUCCGCCGGAGGCGGUGCCCUUCGAAGCCAUCCGCUCCGGACCUGGGGAGGUGGUGGUCUACUUCACGCCCGGCCGCCGCGGGGAACAUCGCCUCACGGUGCUAGGCAGCGGCCAGCCGCUGCAGAGCUCGCCCAUGCACUUCACGGUGAUCCCCUCCGGCUGGGUGCCCGCGAGCAACUGGGUGCUGCCAGCCAUCGGCGCCGCGACCAACUCCACCUUCGAGCUGUUGAGCUCUCCCUGCCACGCUGGGGAGCCGGCCACGAUCCAGGUGACUUCAAGAGACAUGUGGGGCGAUCCGCUGACGCAUGAGAACAACACCUUCAUGAUCUAUUUAUGGCGCGAAGUGCUAGGCUUCAAGCCCGAAAGCCUGCAGUGCCUGCCCCUGUGCGAGCGGCUGCCUGCGCAGCCCAUCAGGCUCGUGAUACCUGACGCCUCCGUGCGCCUCGCUUCUGUCAAGGCCGAGGUCUACGAAUACUCCUUGAUGUCCAAUGUCUCUGGCGUGUAUCAUGGAGUGGUGAGCGUGCUGAGACCCGGCGCCUUCCAUGGGUUGUGGUACAACAACCCCAACCACUCCAAGCGGGUCUACACGGAAAUGCUCCGAGGACCGCUGGACUUUGACUGGGGCAUCUUUGGUCCAGGUGGAACGCUGCCAAGCAACAAGUAUUCCCUUCAGAUCAUUGGAUGGCUUCGCAUCCCUGUCCAAGACAGGUAUUUGUUCCAGCUCUAUUCCGACACCGGCGGCCGUGUCUUUCUGAACGGCACGGAGAUCUCUCCAACUGGCUCCAACGGAAUCGAGAGAGGCCACAGCACGGUGACGAUGGAGGUGGAUCUUCAACAGGGAUACAUUCCCAUUGAGAUCCUGUACGACCACUGGAUGGGAGAGACCACCCGGAACUUGCGCGCCUUCCUUCGGCUGGGCUUCGGCAGCCUGAGCAGCGCGGUGCCUUUCCACGUGCUGCAGGCCGAAGACAUGUACUACGAGGAAGUGCUUCGCCAGCCAUACAACCCCUUUCUGCACACCGUGCAUCCCGCCAUUCCCGUCCACAGCCUUGAGGCGGUGAGCGCCACAUCCGUGCAAGGCACCGUGGGCAAGGACGUCUUCAUGCGAGUGCAGUCCGCGGACAUGUACGGCAACCUGCAGACGCGCCGAGACCCGGCCUCCUACUUGCGUCUCCGCAGCGACCCGCCGGACGUGGCGGGCAUGCGCUCCAAUGACAUGCUGAGCAGCCAGCACUGGAGAAUCGAGCCGCUGCAGAGCGGGGCCUGGGACGUGGCCCUGAUCCCGGAAGGCCCCGCGGCGGUACACAACCUCACCUUCGACCUCUACUCCCGGGCCUCGGAGCACUUUGGCGCGCUGAAGCCGGUGGCCAGCCAAAGCAUUUUGCUCCACCUCUCGGUGAACGAGCCGGUGGCAGAGACCUCGAGUUUGCUCUGCAUACCGCCUCUUUCGUGGCCCGUCGGGGUGCAGGUCACCUGCGCUGUGGUCCCGCGAGACGUCCAGGGCAACGAGAUUCGAGGACUGCGGCGUGUGGCGCUCUACGCGCAGCCCCCGGAGAUGUCGGAGGAGCUGACCACCUUGCUGCACGUGGCUGAUGAGCUGGACGUGGCCAGGCAGUUCCGAUUUUUCCCCACCCUGGCCGGGACGUGGCAUCUUCGAGCUGAAGUGACCUUGCUGGAAGACAUCACGGUGCACCUGCGGAGUUGGCCACUGCAGGUCUUGCCUGGGGAGACCACGGCGUACCGCAGCAACGUGACGGUGCCCACCACAAUCAUCACCGAGGUGCCCUACAACGUGCCCAUCCUUGCCUAUGACGAGUACCAAAACCCCUCAGAGACGGGCAACGACGUUUUCCGCAUGAAGCUGACUGGGGGCUACCACGGGCGCCUGGAGAGUCAGCUGAAAGUGGAGUACAUGGGCAACAAUACCUACCAGGUGAACAAUAUGAGCGUGCCCACCCGGGACCUCUUCCAGCUGCACGCGGACCUGCUGGUGUCGCGCCACAACAACAGCCUGGCGCAGUGCCCCGAGCUGUCCCCGGUGCCAGGCGGCCAGAUCUAUCAGCUCACAGAGCAGCGAGCUGUGGGCAGCGUCGCAACGCUGCGGUGCCUCUCAGGCUUUGCGGCCGCUGGCGGAGAGACGAAGCUGCGCUGCGAGUGGCCCCCGCCCUAUGCAGCCCGCCAGGUGGCCGGCUACGCGGAGUGGUUCAACCUGUCAUCCAUGCCAGCUUCGGGGCUGAUGUGCCGGGAGAGGCCGCUCUGGUGCCCGCCUGCGCCCUCGGUGCCCUACGGCCUGCGCAUUGCAAGGGACUGGCGCCGCCAGGUGGGCAGCAGUGAGAGGGCGCAGUGCCUGCAGGGCCAUGCGUCUCGGAUCGGGCCGUCCCGGGUGGGUGCUCAGCAUCGGCUUGAAUGGGAAGUGUCGGCAAAGCACUAG